GUGCAUAUGGGCUCGAGUAAGCUUGCUGGGCUGGCUGGGUCGAUCAAAGCAUGUGAAAAAAGGGUGGCAUGAGCUAGCUUGUCGCGCAAAGCGGGCCAUCGCCCAGAAGGGUUUGGCCGGGGCUUUUCCCCACGGGCCCCUCGGUAAAUCGGACUGGCUUUCUGGAACCGUAGCCACAGGGGCUCAAAGCCGAGGCUCAUUGCAACGGCUUGCCGACUCUGACGCCUACCACGAGGUCAACUUGCUUCCUUGACGUCCUCACUUUGCUUCUCGUCUUCUUUUAAACCCUCCAAACCCUCCCACUCCACCUUCCUCCUCCCAGCUGUUCUCCAGUAAUCGGACCUUGCUAAUUUUCGAUUCUCCCAACAACCCUCGCAACCAGACUCCAGACAGCAUGGCGGGCCAAUUAAGGUAUGACGGCCAGGUCGUGGUCGUCACAGGCGCCGGAGGUGGUCUCGGGAAGGCAUAUGCCACCUUCUUCGGCUCCCGGGGCGCCAGCGUCGUUGUUAACGACCUGGGCGGGUCUUUCAAGGGCGAAGGCAAUUCCUCAAAAGCAGCCGAUGUCGUCGUCGAUGAGAUAAAGAAGGCCGGCGGAAAGGCCGUCGCAAACUACGACUCUGUAGAGAACGGCGACAAGAUCAUCGACACCGCGAUCAAGUCGUUCGGCCGCAUCGACAUCCUCAUUAACAACGCCGGUAUCCUGCGAGACGUCAGCUUCAAGAACAUCAAGGACGAGGACUGGGACCUGAUCUUCAAGGUCCAUGUCAAGGGUGCCUACAAGUGCGCCAGGGCAGCAUGGCCACACUUCAGGAAACAGAAGUACGGUCGUGUUAUUAACACGGCCUCGGCUGCUGGUUUGUUUGGCAACUUUGGCCAGACGAACUAUUCUGCUGCCAAGCUGGCCCAGGUCGGUUUCACCGAGACCCUGGCCAAGGAGGGCGUCAAGUACAACAUCCUGUGCAACGUUAUUGCCCCCAUCGCAGCUAGCCGCAUGACCGAGACCAUCAUGCCCCCAGACGUCCUUGAGCUGAUGAAGCCCGAAUGGGUCGUGCCUCUGGUUGCUGUCCUGGUCCACAAGGACAACACCCAGGAGACUGGCGGCAUCUUCGAGGUUGGCGGUGGCCACAUGGCCAAGUACAGGUGGGAGCGCUCCAACGGCCAGCUGCUCAAGUGCGACGACAGCUACACACCAGGAGCUGUGCUGAAGAAGUGGGACCAAGUCAUCGACUUCUCCAAGCCGCAGUACCCAACCGGGCCCAACGACUUUGUGACCCUGCUGGAAGAGUCUCAGAAGCUUGGCGCCAACCAGGCAGGUGACAAGCUUGACUUCUCCGGCCGUGUUGCGUUGGUGACCGGAGGAGGCGCCGGUAUCGGCCGCGCUUACUCGCUGGCGUUUGCGAAGUACGGAGCUUCCGUUGUCGUCAAUGACCUUGUCAACCCAGACGAUGUUGUUAACGAGAUCAAGAAGUCUGGCGGCAAGGCUGUUGGCGUCAAAGCCUCGGCUGAGGAUGGCGAAACCGUCGUAAAGGCUGCUAUUGACGCCUUCGGCCGGAUCGACAUUGUUAUCAACAACGCCGGAAUCCUGCGUGACAAGUCAUUCCACAACAUGGAUGACAGCCUGUGGGACCCCGUCAUGAAUGUGCAUAUGCGUGGAACUUACAAGGUCACCAAGGCCGCCUGGCCCUACAUGCUCAAGCAAAAGUAUGGCCGUAUCAUCAACACUACCUCCACCAGCGGUAUCUACGGAAACUUCGGCCAGGCCAACUACUCCGCAGCGAAAUGCGGUAUUCUUGGUUUCUCUCGCGCUCUUGCUCUCGAGGGUAUCAAGUACAAUAUCUACGUUAACACCAUCGCCCCCAACGCUGGCACGGCGAUGACCAAGACCAUCCUGCCUGAGGAGCUGGUCCAGGCCUUCAAGCCCGAGUACAUCGCCCCGGUUGUCGUUGCCCUGUCCAGUGACAAGGUCCCCAAGAACCCAACUGGAGGCCUGUACGAGGUUGGCAGCGGGUGGGUCGGUGCGACCAGGUGGCAGCGGACUGGUGGUCACGGCUUCCCCACAAAUGUGCCACUCACGCCCGAAGAGGUUCUGAAGCACUGGAAGGACGUCGUCACCUUCGACGGCCGCUCCGACCACCCCGACAAGACCCAGGCCAGCUUGGAGAAGAUCAUGGCAAAUGCUGGAAACAAGGCAGGCGGGAGUGCUAAGAGUGAUGCACCUUCGGGCGGAAAUGAGCACCUGGACGCUAUCCAGACUGCCCUCAAGGCAGAGUCUCCAGCCACCGAGUUCAAAUUCACUGAGCGUGAUUCCAUCCUCUACAACCUUGGGGUGGGCGCGAAGAGGGACGACCUUCGCUACGUCUUCGAGGGUGCCGAGGACUUCCAAGUGCUCCCGACCUACGGCGUCAUCCCACCUUUCGACGCCGAGACGCCCUUCAGCCUCGACAGCCUCGUGCCCAACUUCAGCCCUAUGAUGCUCCUCCACGGCGAGCAGUACCUCGAGGUCCGGAAGUACCCGAUCCCCACGUCGGGCCGGCUGCUCAGCUACGCCAAACUGAUCGAGGUUGUCGACAAGGGCAACGCGGCCAUCGUCAGGCACGGCGUGACCACCGUGAACGCCGAGACCAAGGAGGAGCUGUUCUACAAUGAGAUGACCGUGUUCCUCCGCGGCUCCGGCGGCUUUGGCGGGCAGAAGAAGCCCUCCGACAGGGGCGCUGCGACGGCGGCCAACAAGCCGCCUGGGCGGGCGGCAGACGUUGUCGUCGAGUCCAAGACGACGGAGGAGCAGGCAUGCAUCUACCGGCUGAGCGGCGACUACAACCCUCUCCAUGUCGAUCCCGCCUUCGCCAAGAUGGGUGGCUUCAAGGUUCCUAUCCUGCACGGCCUCUGCUUUAUGGGCAUUGCUGGCAAGGCUGUUUAUGAGCAGUUCGGCGCAUUCAAAAACAUCAAGGUCCGCUUCGCCGGCACGGUGCUGCCGGGCGAGACGCUGGUGACUGAGAUGUGGAAGGAAGGUAACAAGGUCAUCUUCCAGACAAAGGUCAAGGAGACGGGCAAGCUGGCCAUUGGCGGCGCCGCCGUGGAGCUGGUGUCGGAUGCAAAGGGUAAGUUGUAGGUGAAUGACGAGUUGGAAGUGAUAUGAUACGAUGGUUGGCAAUUGAUAUUAUCUACGACUGAUGGAAGGUGUCUGUAUGCGGCGUUACUGCCACGCCAUCCUCGUUUCUUGUACUACAAUUUGAAGCCCGUGAUUUACUGUGUACUGUUUGUCUUGAAGAAUGAGAUGUCUUGCUCAGGCCCUAGGUCUGAGACAUGAUGGCAGUUGACAGGCUGACAGGUGAGAUGUGGUUCGUUGAUCGCAAGCGGGAGGGCGUGAUCCUUGGUGGGCUCAUUUCCCCAUGCCAUUCCUGCUGUCCUGCUGAGAUGAAUGGCAGGAUGGCCUGGAUGAUUGCCAGGCUGCCCAGGUGACGGUUGCACACAGGAUACGGGAUCAUGGGAAGGAUGGGCCUGAUGGGCUGGAUGGCAGGUCUAAG
Messenger RNA from Diaporthe batatas, 3524 nucleotides. RefSeq names its product bifunctional hydroxyacyl-CoA dehydrogenase/enoyl-CoA hydratase FOX2. NCBI's taxonomy places the organism in Eukaryota, Fungi, Ascomycota, Sordariomycetes, Diaporthales, Diaporthaceae. The transcript has 8 exons. The record is from RefSeq and is a predicted model, not a curated record. The coding region runs from base 395 to 3109 and encodes 904 amino acids.